Molecule: messenger RNA, 2120 nt
Organism: Fusarium odoratissimum NRRL 54006
Lineage: Eukaryota; Fungi; Ascomycota; Sordariomycetes; Hypocreales; Nectriaceae
Exons: 4
Coding region: 282-2120 (612 amino acids)
Biological process (GO): DNA-templated transcription
Molecular function (GO): DNA binding; zinc ion binding
Source: RefSeq, a predicted model, not a curated record
CCCUGACAAGAAAACGAGCUCCAAUAGCCUUGGCAUGUGAAGCAUGUCGACAGAAGAAAAUAAAGUGUAACGGAGCUCGACCGGUAUGCUCUCAAUGCCGGGCACGGAAACUCGAGUGUGUUUACAGAGCGACGCCAGACACAGACUAUCGUGAUAAAUACGAGGCACUUCUAGAAUCACACCCUGCAGCCGUCGUAUAUCGAGCUAUUCAAACACGGCCACGAUCUGAAGCACUUGAAAUUGUCAGACGGAUUCAAGCUGGUGUCGAUGCUGAAACUUUGAUGCGCCAACUAUCAAGCGCCGAUUUACUCCUCCAAGUACAACUGGAGCCAGAAACAAGAUCACGAUAUCAGUUUAUCUACUCACCGCUCAUGCCUACAUAUCUUCAGACUGAAGAUAAUCCCUUCAUGAGAUCUCUUAUACAUGAGUGGAGCACAAGAGAUGAUAUUGUUAGUAUUGCAUCUCCGGUUUCUCCAGAAACAGAUUUGGGAUAUCGGGCGCAGUACUUGAGACCUCACCAUGCGGCAACAAUUGUCGACUCAAGGCUGGACGAGAUAGUACCUUCGAAAUGGACUACUGUGGACGUUAGCGAUGAUACAAUGAAGGAGCUUAUACGCGCUUAUUUCCUUCAAGAAUAUGACUGGUUCACGUUCUUUCAUAAGGACUACUUCUUAGACGAUAUGAUCAAUGGAUCUAAUACAUUUUGCUCAUCACUGCUCGUCAACGCUGUUUUGGCAUUUGGAUGUGGAAGUCCCCCCUCAUCUACUAUAAAGCUCAUGCUAAUAAGCUGUCAGCAAUGUCGAAACUCUGUAUCUGAGCCCGCAGAGUAUUGGAAUCCCAAUAGUCUUGGUUCUAAAUUCCUUGAAGAAGCAAGAAGGCUCUGGAUAAUGGAGGUGACGCAUAACAGAAGUUUGACAACGUUACAGGCAGCCCUUGUCGUGAACACUAUCGUCAAUAUGUUUGAUAUGGAUCCUUUAUCCUCAGCAUUCCUCGUUCGGUCAAUAGAAAUAGCCCAUGAGUUGGGGUUAUUUGAACCGACGACGUACAUAAUGAACAAGAAGUUGAGAAACUCAUAUGACCUUACGGCCUGGUCUUUGUUUCACUGGCAAUGUACGCUGAGUUACCAAUUGAUGACCCAGCCGUUAUUAAAAACACCACCCAAGACACCCCUUCCCGACCCUGACCGCGAUCCAGAGUGGUUUAGUGAGAUCUGGCUCAAGUAUCCUUCGAGUUCAACACUGGUGCCAUUGCGGCUUGGCUUGGUGUUCAAAGCAAAGAUGCGCUUUAGUGUCGUUCUUAACGAGGCAAUGUUAGAAGUUGAAAAAGAUUCAACUGAUUCUUACUUGUUUCGAAAUGGGGCCACAAGGAUCAUUAAGAUAGCGGAGAGAAUGGAUACAUGGUAUAAAGCUAUGCCAGAACCACUGUCACCAACGCAGAUUGUUUCACCUUCACAACUCAAGAUACAUCUUCAUUAUUGCUAUGUUAUCAUCCAGCUAUACGAAAUUCUCGCCCCAGGAGGACAUAGACAAGCCCCGAACCUCCCCAUCGAAGAAGAAGAUCUUCAAAAGUCCCUCUCAAAAUACCGAGGCUACUUCGAGACCAUUCUACGAAUUCACUAUCUUCGCCAUAGCUUCGAAUACGGAAACAUGAUGCUAACACGCUUCCUGUCAAUGCUAGCAUUUCUAUCCCUAAAAAAGAUCGAAUCCUUGACAACAUUCACCAAGCCAGAGCAUACCAUCACGGGAUCUGGAUUAGAUGUCGGAGACACAGAUCCCAAAGAAGCAAGAGCCACGCUUUUAAUAGCCCAGAAAGGCCUUAGUGAUCAAGGGAGAGGUUAUUACCUACCAAAGACACUGUUGCGGGAUAUUCUUACGAAUAUGACGGCGAGUGAUGCUACGAUUCUUCAGAGCUUUAUAACGAUUCUGCCUGAAGGCCCGGAGAAGACGCAGGAGAGGAAGAUGUAUAUGGAGAGUCACUGCCCACCGGAUAUUCUGCGUAUGGCGAAUGAUCCGAGUAAGCAGCCGGAUGGGAAUUGGAUACGAAAGUUUGCGAUGUUGACACUUGGGGAGAAGUCUGGGCGUUCGAUUUUGGGGAUGAUAUCCGGAGGCAGGGAAAGCUAA